This is a messenger RNA of Colius striatus (speckled mousebird), 1398 nucleotides long. It is a transcript of the gene CENPU, whose product is annotated as centromere protein U. Lineage: Eukaryota; Metazoa; Chordata; Aves; Coliiformes; Coliidae. Gene Ontology annotation, cellular component: nucleus. The record is from RefSeq and is a predicted model, not a curated record. The transcript is spliced from 12 exons. Bases 167 to 1201 code for a protein of 344 amino acids.
CGCUCGGGGAGCCGGCAGGGCCUGCGCUAUUUACUGCAUGACAAACGGCAGCAGUGAAGCAAAAAUAAAGGGGUAUUGGGACAGACAAAGCAGAACUGUGGCGAGGACAAUUUUUCAGUAGCUUUCCCCUCAGUUGUGUAUUUAGCAGCAUACGCUAAAUAGCAACAUGUCCUCAAAGAAGAAAACUAAGAUAAAUCAGUCCAGAAGUAAAUCAAAGGAACGCAAAGCCACCUCCCAUCCGCACAGGAAGCUACCUCAGCUCGAGGAACCAGAUGUCUCGAGGAUACUGAAGGUAGCGGAAGCAAACCAGCUUGAGGAGCUUGGCGAUUCCUUUGAUCACCCUUUGCACAGUACUGCUGUGGAUGCCUACGCAGAGGAGCAGUCCCGAGAGUCACCGGGUCACGUUUCAGCACUGCAAAGGAGAAAUGCAGACAGAAGCAAAAAAAGACAUCACUCAAAAACAUCUGAUGAUGUUGAGAAUUCAGACACAGAUGAUCCUGGAGAUGAACCCCUGCAGGAAAAUGUGAAGCCUCUGAGUACCACCCAAUCCAAGGCGAAAAAGAAGCCGCCUCCAGAGAGCAACAUGUCAGAUCCUUCUGUGGAUAGCCCGUGUUCUGUACAGGUUUGGUGUCCCAAAGAGCUGAAGAGAUCUCCUAGAGAUAUUACAGAACUGGAUGUUGUUCUGGCAGAAUUUGAGAAGAUAGCAGCGAAGUACAUGCAAAGAGUAGAAUCAAAUGUUUGCAGAAUAGCUCUCAAUGGCUUCUGUUCUGCCUUCAAGGACCAAGUCACCAGUCUGAUCAUGGAAGCCCAGGAAUUAAAGAAUACAAAGAAAAAAAAUGCUAAGGUAAUGACAGACAUCAAAAAGAAAAGGCAGCAACUGUUGCAACUGAAAGAAAAGCUAAUGAGAGAUGAACCACAAAAGCUACAACUACAAAGAGAAUAUGCUGAGUUAGAGGAAAGGAAAUCUGCCUUGAAGCAAGCAACUGCAUUACUGACCGAUUUAAAGGAGCUACAGCAAGACUGUUUGGAUUACAGAGAAGAAAACCCAAAAGAAAAAGUGGUAUACGGAACUGCCAGCCUCCCUGCUCUUCUGCUGGAGUCACGGAGAGUUCUAGGCGCAGAAAGACACUUUCAGAAUAUAAAUACAAAACUGGAAGAGGCUCUGGCUGUACAAAGAGGGAAGAUAUCCGAGAAAUGUUAAGCGUUUUUAAUGCACCUUUUGACAUUCAGUGGGAAUAAUCAUUAGAAUGGUCAAUGCUUAAAGUCUGCUUAAUCAUCCUUGCUCUGUUUUACUUUGUUCUUUAAGAGAAGUCAGUGACUUAAUCAGAGCUUGUGUCUUUCUCAGACAAUCUGUGUGACAACUUACUCAGAAUGUCAGUGAAAUUAAUGAAAUAGCAA